Aspergillus melleus is the source of this 2594-nucleotide messenger RNA. Its product is annotated as adenosine deaminase family protein. Gene Ontology annotation, molecular function: adenosine deaminase activity. The record is from RefSeq and is a predicted model, not a curated record. The transcript has 2 exons. Bases 978 to 2561 code for a protein of 527 amino acids. Gene Ontology annotation, biological process: adenosine catabolic process; inosine biosynthetic process. Lineage: Eukaryota; Fungi; Ascomycota; Eurotiomycetes; Eurotiales; Aspergillaceae.
GCCACAUCACACAAGCUCAAUUACAGCUCAGCCCAGACUUUCUCCAACUCGAGCUCCUCUCGCGCUCUCUGCGCGAGUCCGCAGACACGGAAGAACGACUGCAGAAAUUCAUCAUCCCCGCCAGUGACUGCGGCCAUUCACGGGCGCUGGUGGGCCCGCUAGCUCAGCUUUGCGCCAAGAGACACUAAAGACAAGCAGCCAAGGCGCCAUGAAGAGGGAAAAUAGUGGAGAAGGUGCAGAUGGUUUGGAUCUGGGUACACAGUGUGCUACAGUGCUUACUCCGUACGGAGUGCUGCGGAGUGCUGCCGGGCAAAGAGAAGCUGCAAGUUAGCACCUUGUGCGGGAUUUGCUGGCUGAGUGUAAUGCUUCUGGACAAGGAGGAGACGAGACCGUCGGCCAACCUAUCUGGCUAGCGCAUCGAUCUAAGAACGCAGCUGAAGCCCGCGGGUGGACAUUAUUAUUCAGGAGAUGCUUCGCGUCAUCCCUACAUUCAUCUCACGCCCGUCAACCCUUGCGUCAAGAACGGGGUCACCCGUCCCACACCAAAAAUAGUGAUCUUAUCUAAGACGCAGUGUACUGUCUUGAACGGACAGAUUGUCCCAGUCUGCUUGGAUUGAGAUCUUCUAGGGGGCCCUGCAAAACGGCGACAUCCGAGCUGAAUCGGACAUGUCACUCAAUAGUCCAGGAACUAGUCGGAUUGGCCACCGGGCACCACGGAAAGGCUGGACUGCUGAAGGCACAUGGAUUUAGGCUAGCUGCAUAUCUCCUCCUCCCUCGCAUUCAAGGCCCAAGCAGGCAAUUGAUCGACGAUCAGGGCUGCAUUCGGUGGGUCGGCCUUGAUUACAGGCCGCACCGACCAAAACAUCGCCCGACUAGCGCGUCCACCAUCGAAGGGAAUGAAUAUUUAAACUGGGCACGGAAUGGAUGAUUGACUUUUUCCCUUCCUCACGAAUUCACACCGGUCUUUCUCGCCCGCCAUGCGUGUCUUCGGUCUCGUUACCGUCGCUUUCGCGGCCUGGUCAGCUGCUCAGGAAUGGGAUCCCAUGGUCUCUGCCAACGACAGCAUCGUGCAGAAGCACAUGCUCGCGCGAUCCAACAUGAUCACGCUAGAGAAGCGUCAGCGGCAGGAUUACGAUUUCCGGCAGAACAUGUCGUCCGUGGCGCGACAGGCCGACGCCCUGGUGAAGGCCAUCCGUCAGGAGGAGAUUGACGACUACUGGCGACACUACGCCGAGCUGCAGAACCAUACCGACGAGCGCUUCGCCGGCAUGAUGUUCCCGCUGGCGCGCCCGUACAUCGCCGACACCAAGUUGUGGCGCAUCGUCAGGCGCAUGCCCAAGGGCGCGCUGCUGCACGCGCAUCUGACGGCCAUGCUGCCCUUCGACGUGCUUCUGGAGACCGUGGUGAACACCGAAGGCAUGGUGAUCAGCGCCUCGCAGAGCCUCGAUACCCCCGAGGGUCGCGAGAACGCCACGAUCGCCUUCUCGCACGUGAACGAGACCCUGCCCGACAGCGCGGACAUCACAUCGGCCGACUACGUGCCCAACACGGAUGUCCUGGUGACCGACGUCGUCAGCACUUUUCCCGGCGGCCAGGACGGCUUUUUCGCAUUCGCCAAAACCAAGAUGGCCGUGCAGCCCGAGAAUUCCAUCCAGCAUGAGCUGGGUGUUGACGAGAUCUGGCGCCGCUUCCAGGCCAUGUUCGACCCGGCCGGUACGCUGCUGACUUACGAGCCCAUCGUGCGUACCUUCUACCAGCGUCUUUUCGGCCGUCUCGCCGCGGACGGCAUCAACUGGGUGGAGAUACGCGCCGGUGGAUCCAGUGGCAAGCUGGUGCAUGAGGGCGACGAGGACCCGGACCCGGACCUCGACGUCUGGUGGACGGUGCUGCAAGAGGAACUGCAGAAGUUUAAGGACAGCGAGAACGGUCGCAAUUUCUGGGGCGCGCGGGUGAUCUGGUCCGACUGGCGCGGUGGCACUACAGCGGCGCUGAGCCGAAGCAUGAAGAUUGCGCUGGAGCGCAAGCUGAAGUUUCCCGAGCUGUUCAGCGGCUACGACGUGGUGGCGCAGGAGGAUCUGGGCCGGACGCUGGCGGAUUUGGCGCCGGAGCUGCUCUGGUUCCAGGAACAGGCAGCGAACUUGAAUGUCUCGGUGCCCUUCUUCUUCCACGCAGGUGAGACGCUGGGUGAUGGCAACUCGACCGACCUGAACCUGGUGGAUGCCCUGGUGUUCGGCACUCGUCGCAUCGGUCACGGCUUCUCGCUAUACAAGCACCCUCACCUGAUCGAGCAGGUGAUUGAGAACGGCGUCAUGGUGGAGGUGUGUCCCAUCUCCAACGAGGUCCUACGUCUGGCGACAGACAUCCUGCAUCAUCCCUUGCCGGCGAUGAUUGCGCAUGGAGUGCCCACGGCCAUCAGCAACGACGACCCGGCGAUGCUGGGCCAGGACGCUGCCGGCGUAAGCUACGACUUUUACCAGGUGAUUCAAGGAUUUGACAAUGUGGGACUGGCUGGCCUGGUGAGUAGAUCUUCAUCCUUACGAGUUAACCCGCACAGAUGCUGAUAUGAAAACAGGGCGCUCUCGCACAGAACAGUA